UGCAGCAAGUCGCGGCAUCCAGUCGCAUCGGUGCGUUUACGUUGAACAUAACGCGUUUAAACGGAUUUCCAUUACAUCCUCUGUUAUAUAGAUGGGUGUACAGUUGCUUUCUAUAUAUCAACGAGCGUUUCGUAAAUUGUAUUGGUCAGCAUGCUGUGGAACGAUUUGUGCUAUAAACUUUACUUUUGGCCAUUUCUGAAUUAUCUGGCGGGCAUCAAAGGAAUUUGUCCAUUUUAUCCAGGUUUCUUCCCCUUUAUCACACUGCCACCAGUCAUUAUAUUGCCAACGCCAUCCACAGUGACUACAACCACAACGACAACCGCUUCCACAACCACAACCGUAACCACAACUACCACUACAGCCGCCACCACACUGUCCACAUUUUCACCAACACCACCAACGCCACCAACGCCAUCAACGAUCACAACACUUAUGCCAUGUCCGGCUCAGCCGCUGGCGUGUUUAAAUGGCGGCACACCACCGAUACCCUACUGCCCAUGCAUUGACCCAAGGCAAAGUGGUAUGGUCAAUGGUAUGAUGAAUGGUAUGAUGAAUGGAAUGGGCCCAACUCCGCCGAUGCCGUCUUUGGCGCUCCGAAGUGGCGCAGCCUUAUCGUCCGAUCGUCUAGUUUUCAUGCCAGUUAAUGCGCAACCGAAUGUUGCGCAGAGUUUGCAACAACAACCAAUUGGUAGUUCUAACGUUUUUAAUUUCCCUUUGGGCCCACGAAAUGGCGUACAGCCGAGCGCAGCGCCCAAUCCAUCGGAUAUGUUGGUUUUCAGUUCGCUUAGUGGACGCCGGCGCAGAAAGCGACGAAAGUCUCAAUUUUGUGUAGAUUCUAGUCAACGAAGUGGCCAAUGCGUGUAUAUGAACUCGUGCCCACAACUGAUUCAGGACUAUUAUGAAGCAGCAAGAUAUUCGCCAAAUUUGCCGGAUUUUCAGACUUUUGUGAGCGGUGCAAUGUGCGGAUAUGAUGGCAUCAAUUUUAUGAUCUGCUGUGUUUCCAACCGAAAUAUUCAGCCCCCCGGUGGAAUUCCAAAUCUUCCCACAUCGCAGCAGAAUAACCCGUACGCUUCUGCAUUUAAAUUUUCUUCACUAAAUUCACUACCAAAUGUGCCAACGUCAACACUUGCAAUGCCAACAACAGCUACAUCACCUAUAUUACCAUCAUAUUUGCCACCUAUCAAUAUGCCAGAAAGUACAAAACCACCGAAUCCGCCAAGCUUACCACCCUAUACUCCUAGUGUAAAUUCCUCCGCAGCAAUUGUACCAACACGCUUGGCACCUAAGAGGAGCGGUGCAGAGUGCGGCGUGAGUACAGCUUAUACCAAUAAAGUUGUAGGCGGCACGGAAGCAAGACGAGGCGCAUACCCUUGGAUCGCAGCUUUGGGUUAUCGCGAUGAGAAUAGAGUGAAUUCAUUGCAAUACCUCUGUGCUGGUAGCUUAAUAUCGAACCGUUAUAUUUUGACAUCGGGUCAUUGUGUUAAUUCUCUGCUAAUAACAGCACGUUUGGGUGCCCACGAUAUAAGUGAUCCCAACGAGACGGGCGCUAUAAGCAUACCCAUUGAACGUAAAAUCAUACACGAACAGUACAACUCGCAAUAUAUAAUUAAUGACAUUGCAUUGGUUCGUCUAAGUGCUCCGGCUCCAAACUCGGCAUAUAUAAGCACCAUUUGCUUACCCGAGGGCGAGCGUUUUGCAAAAGAUUUCGUUGGCAACAAUCCGUUCGUCGCUGGUUGGGGUGCAGUGAAGUUUCAAGGGCCCAGUUCGAACGUUUUGCGUGACGUGCAGGUGCCGAUUGUGACUCAACAGACUUGUAUACAGUCAUAUAAAGCCGCUUUUCAAAAUUUAGUAUUUACAGAUCGGUUCAUCUGCGCUGGCAAUUCUCAUGUCGAUGCCUGUCAAGGGGAUUCCGGUGGGCCAUUGAUGAUGCCGAUGCUGGAAAACGGCGCUUAUCAUUAUUAUAUUCUGGGCUUGGUUUCUUAUGGCUAUGAAUGUGCUCGACCCGGAUUUCCUGGUGUUUAUACACGUGUCGCUUCCUAUAUACCAUGGAUACUCAGCCAUAUGGUAUAGUGUUGGUAUAUAAUCUCAAAGAAUAUUUUUCAAUGCCAAAAAAAUAAUUUGUUAAAAAUUUUGUUAUUUUGUUUUCAAAAAAAAAUCUGUAAAAAUAAUGUUUAUUGGUCAUUAUUGCUUCAAACACUUAAAAUGUAAAUAAAACUUCAACUGAAACAGAAACA
Messenger RNA from Bactrocera neohumeralis, 2234 nucleotides. Its product is annotated as melanization protease 1. The coding region runs from base 151 to 2070 and encodes 639 amino acids. Gene Ontology annotation, biological process: proteolysis. Lineage: Eukaryota; Metazoa; Arthropoda; Insecta; Diptera; Tephritidae. The transcript is spliced from 7 exons. Gene Ontology annotation, molecular function: serine-type endopeptidase activity. The record is from RefSeq and is a predicted model, not a curated record.